UUGGUUUCUUUUUCUUGUGGUGUAGGAAUGGUGGAAAAAGUUUCUGAUUUUUUGCUCUAAUGAAGCUGCAUUCUUGACUUUUUCUUGUAUUUUGAGUGGUGAUUUUAGUGGGGUUGUUUUGGAAUAUGGGAAAAGGUGCUAUUUGGUUAAAUGAAGCUGCAUUAUUGGCUUCUUUUUUUUGGGUUUUGUUUUAAAUUUUAGCUGCAAAGAAGCUGCUGUUUGGUUCAUUUUAGUGAUGGGGUUUUACUGAAUUGUUAUGGGAAUUGGAAAAGAAGUGCUUGAAUUUUAGGCAGAAAAGAUAAUUGGUCUUGAAGAACUGAUUGCAAAUGGAUGAUUCAGUUUUAAAAUCCAAUGAAGACUCAGUGGAAGAGAACCAAAGUCCAGAGAUAAUAGAGAAGCCAUCUCCGCUGCAGGAUUUUGUCGAACAUCCACAAAGUUCAGAGUCACUAAAGCAAUCAUCAGCAGAGAGUGUGAAAAAAUCAAGGAUAGUGAUACCAAGUUUAAAAACUCAAAAUGGGGCAACAAAUGCUGGGACUGUGAAGAGGCGAACUGGAAUAACAGAUGGCACUGAUUUUACUCCCAGAGGUGUCAAGUCUUCUCUGACAAAAUCGACUGUUAGUAGCACUUCACGAAUUUCAGGAACAACUCCAGUCACAAGAAGGAGUAGCACUGGCGGUUUGCCUGACAAGCAGCCAAUAACAGUAACUAAACGAGCUAGUGGUAGUGUUGCUUCAGGUACAGCUAAAAAGAUCAACUCUUUGGCAACAGAUCCUAUGCGGCGAUCGCUUCCCGAAAUGCGGAAAAGCACAUUGCCAUCAACCAGUACCAGAACUACUAUUCGAUCAAGUAUUUCAGAGAUCAGAAGAUCAGUUCCCGUUUCACCCCUUGCAAAGACUCCAAGAGUAUCAGUUAGUUCUGAUGCAAGCAAACAAGAAUCUGUUAAGAGGACCUCAGCUAAAUUAUCAUCGCCAUCACUAUCCUCUGCAAGGAGGAGUGCGUCUACAUCGUUGGAGAGUACUGCUAGUAGUGUCUCAACUAGAAAGUUCUCCACGAAGUUGUCUUCUCCAGCUGCUCAGUCACCUUCUGUUUCCACUGGAUCGAAGGCUGGUUCAUUGUCAAAAUCGUUGGACAGAAGUAGUAAUUCAUCAAGCAGGAAGAAAGGGGGGACUCCUGAAGGUCGGGAUUCACGUCUUAUCAUGCUUCCUCAAGUGGAAAUCAAAGCUGGCGAUGAUGUGCGCUUGGAUCUGAGGGGCCACAGAAUACGUAGUCUCAACAAUGGUGGGCUGAACUUGUCGCCAACUUUAGAGUUUGUUUACCUCAGGGAUAAUCUCUUAUCAGUGUUGGAUGGUAUUGAGAUACUGACUAGGGUGAAGGUUCUUGAUUUGAGCUUCAAUGAUUUCAAAGGUCCUGGAUUUGAACCACUUGAGAAUUGCAAAGCCCUUCAGCAACUUUAUCUUGCUGGAAAUCAAAUUACAUCACUCACAAGCCUUCCAGAGCUUCCCAACUUAGAAUUCCUAUCUGUUGCUCAGAAUAAGUUAAAAUCUCUUUCAAUGGCCAGUCAACCUCGGUUACAGGUCUUAGCUGCUAGCAAGAACAAAAUCUCUACAUUGAAAGGAUUCCCUUAUUUACCUUCUCUUGAGCAUUUACGCGUGGAGGAGAAUCCUAUCCUUAGGCUGCCUCACCUAGAGGCAGCUUCCAUUUUGCUUGUCGGUCCUACUUUAAAGAAGUUCAAUGAUAGAGAUCUCUCCCGUGAGGAGAUAGCUCUAGCUAAACGUUAUCCUUCUCACACUCCCGUGUGCAUCAGAGGUGGUUGGGAAUUUUGUCGUCCAGAACAAGCAGUUGAUUCAACUUUUCGCUUUCUGCUUGAGCAAUGGAAGGAACAACUUCCUCAAGGGUUCCUACUCAAAGAAGCCUUUAUUGACCAUCCAUUUGCGGAAGAUGCUUGCUAUUGUCACUUCAAUUUUGUCAAGGAUGAAUCUGAGAGUACUGAUUCAGACAUAGACUUGAAAUACCAAUGGUUUAUAGGAGAGAGAACUCCAUCAAACUUCAUAGAAAUACAUGGCGCAACGAGGGAGUUCUAUUGGCCAAAGCAUGAAGACAUUGGUAGAAUCUUGAAAGUUGAGUGUACGCCGAAGCUGGGAGAGACAGAAUAUCCCACUAUUUUUGCAAUAUCUUCUCCAGUUUCACCUGGAACUGGACAUCCGAAAGUGUUGAAGAUUGAAGUAUCUGGAGAUUUAUUAGAAGGAAAUAUAAUUCGAGGCCAUGCAGAAAUUGCAUGGUGCGGUGGAACCCCAGGGAGAAGCAUUUCAAGUUGGUUAAGGAAAACGUGGAGCAGCAAUCCAGUGGUCAUUGUUGGUGCUGAAGAAGAGGAAUAUCAGUUGAUGCUUGAUGAUGUUGGUUCGUGUUUGAUGUUUAUGUAUACUCCUAUGACAGAGGAAGGUGCCAAAGGAGAACCUCAAUAUGCUAUAACAGAUUAUGUGAAAGCAGCUCCCCCAUCAGUGGGUGAUGUACAAAUUUCUGGAGAUGUUGUUGAAGGAAAUACCAUAAGAGGAAUUGGGAGAUAUUUUGGAGGAAAAGAAGGACCCAGCAAGUUCGAGUGGUUGCGUGAAGAUAAGGAUACAGGGGAAUUUGUGCUGGUGUCAUCUGGUAUGAAUGAAUAUACUUUGACAAAAGAGGAUGUUGGCUGCUGCUUGGCUUUUGUUUAUGUACCGGUGAAUUUUCAAGGACAGGAAGGGAAAUCUGUAUCACUUGUGUCACAGAAAGUUAAGCAAGCUCCUCCUAAAGUGACACAUCUAAAGAUAAUUGGUGAACUAAAGGAAGGCAGUAAAAUAACGGUAACUGGUAUCGUUACCGGUGGAAUUGAAGGAGCCAGCAGAGUUCAGUGGUUUAAAACAAGUUCAUCAACAUUUGAGGGUGAGAGCUAUCUUGAUGCAUUGAGUACAUCCAAAAUUGCAAAGGCGUUCCGCAUACCUUUAGGAGCUGUUGGUUACUAUAUUGUUGCAAAAUUUACUCCGAUGACUCCAGAUGGCGAAGCUGGUGAACCAGUCUUUGUCAUUUCUGAAAGAGCUGCAGAGACUCUUCCACCUAACCUUAACUUUUUAUCUCUGACUGGGGAUUACGCCGAAGGUGGAAUAAUGACCGCAUCUUAUGGUUAUAUUGGGGGUCAUGAGGGAAAAAGUAUUUACAAUUGGUAUCUUCACGAGGUUGAAAAUGGCUUAGGUGCUAUGAUACCCGAGUUUUCUGGUCUUCUUCAAUAUCGUAUUGCCAAAGAUGCAAUUGGUAAAUUCAUAUCUUUCAAAUGUACCCCAGUUCGUGAUGAUGGGACAGUGGGCGAGCCAAAAACUUGUAUAGGACAGGAGCGUGUUCGCCCAGGAACUCCAAGAUUGCUUUCUCUACGAAUAGCCGGAACUGCAGUUGAAGGCACCACACUAAGCAUUGAGAAGAAAUACUGGGGUGGUGAAGAGGGAGAUUCAAUUUACCGCUGGUUCCGGACUAGUUCAAGUGGAACAAACAUAGAAGUCAAUGAUGAGAUGACAUCCUCAUACAAGGUGUCUAUUGAUGAUAUUGGAUAUUUUAUAUCUGUAUCCUGUGAACCUGUUCGAAAUGAUUGGGCUUGUGGUCCUAUUGUUAUCUCGGAACAAGUUGGACCCAUUGUUCCAGGGCCACCGACUUGCCAUUCACUUGAAUUUCAAGGAUCUUUGGUUGAAGGAGAACGUGUGAGCUUUGUUGCGUCUUAUAGUGGAGGGGAGAAGGGAGAAUGCAUACAUGAAUGGUUUAGAGUGAAUCAUGAUGGCGGCAAAGACAAAAUAAGCUGUGAUGAGUUUCUGGAUUUGACUCUUGAGGAUGUCAGUAAUUGUAUAGAGCUUAUUUAUACUCCCAUCCGCAAAGAUACAUUAAAAGGAAGCUGUAGGAGCAUAUUGUCUUGCCCAGUAGCUCCUGGGGACCCAAUUGGUGUUGAAUUGUCAAUUCCUAAAUGCUGCGAGGGCGAGACAAUAGUUCCCAAUCAGAGAUACUUUGGAGGGAAAGAAGGUGAUAGUGAAUAUGUUUGGUAUCGGAGUAAGAAUAAGCUUCAUGAAUCUGCUCUGCUGAACUUGCCUAGCGUUACAGAGGAUGUACAUAUUUGUGCAAGGACUAUAUCAUAUACGCCAUCGCUUGAAGAUGUGGGAGCAUAUUUGUCAUUAUAUUGGCUGCCAAUUCGCAUAGAUGGCAAAUCUGGGAACCCAUUAGCAUCAGUUUGCGAGUCUCCAGUCUCCCCAGCUUCUCCAGUAGUUUCUAAUGUUCAUGCAAAGGAGCUCUCAUCCAGUAGUUACCUUGGGGAAGGAGAAUAUUUUGGUGGUCAUGAAGGAACAAGCUUGUUUAGCUGGUACAGAGAAACUGAUGAGGGAACAAUCACUCUCAUCAAUGGAGCAUGUUCUAAAACUUAUGAAGUUGUAGAUGAAGAUUACAAUUAUCGUUUACUUUUCGGAUAUACGCCAGUUCGUUCAGAUUCAAUUAUUGGUGAACAUCAGUUAUCCGAGCCAACUCAUGUGAUUCUCCCAGAUAUUCCAAGAAUUGAGACGCUGGCUCUUACUGGGAAGGCUGUUGAAGGAGACAUACUAACUGCUGUUGAAAUUAUUCCAAAGAGUGAAAUUCAAGAGCGUGUAUGGGCAAAGUAUAGGAAGGAUAUCAAAUAUACUUGGUUCAUUUCGACUGAAACAGGAAAUAAUAAGUCCUUUGAGCCAUUACCAUCACAACGUUCUUGCUCAUACAGGUUACGAUUUGAGGACAUAGGUCGCUCUCUUAGAUGUGAAUGCAUCGUGUCUGAUGUUUUUGGAAGGUCAAGUGAUCCAGUAUAUGCUGAAACUCCUUCAGUUUCACCAGGUAUCCCUCGGAUGGAUAAGCUGGACAUUGAAGGUAGAGGUUUUCACACCAAUCUGUAUGCUGUUCGUGGCGUUUAUAGUGGCGGAAAGGAGGGCAAAAGUAAAAUUCAGUGGCUUAGAUCUAUGGUUGGAAGUCCUGACCUCAUCUCCAUUCCUGGGGAGACAGGAAGAAUGUAUGAAGCUAAUGUUGAUGACGUGGGCUAUAGGCUGGUUGUGAUAUAUACACCAGUAAGAGAAGACGGAGUUGAGGGGCAUCCUGUUUCUGCUUCUACAGAUCCAAUUGCAAUUGAGCCUGAUGUUCUUAAAGAAGUAAAGCAGAAGCUUGAGACUGGUUCCGUAAAGUUUGAGGCCUUGUGUGACAAGGAUCAAUCUACAAAGAAAGUUCCAGGUAUGGGGAAUCUUGAAAGAAGAAUUCUGGAAGUCAACAAAAAGAGGGUAAAGGUGGUGAAGCCUGGUUCUAAGACUUCUUUUCCCACAACUGAGGUUCGAGGAACAUAUGCCCCUCCAUUCCACGUGGAGCUGUUCCGAAAUGAUCAACACCGGCUGAGGAUUGUGGUGGACAGUGAGAGUGAAGUGGAUUUGCUGGUACAGACUCGGCACCUCCGUGAUAUUGUCGUCCUUGUCAUCCGAGGUCUUGCACAGAGGUUUAACAGCACCUCACUCAAUUCCCUUCUCAAGAUAGAGACCUAGCGUCAUAUCAUGUUCCUUGUUUUGUACAUUAGUUGGUCUUUUUCUGUCUCUAACUCCAGUAGUUUGGUGUUGGUUUUUGUUUCUGUUUUCUGGUGUGGUAUUGAGUUUCAUCUGGCUAUGCAUUUUGCUUCUUCCAUUUGUUUCUUAUUGUGCCUAUGUAAGUUAGCUUGGUAUUGUCUAUGUAAAUACGACAUACCCUUGUGCAUGAAAAUACAAAGAAACACCGAUUUGUGUUUGAUA
This is a messenger RNA of Solanum tuberosum (potato), 5789 nucleotides long. RefSeq names its product 187-kDa microtubule-associated protein AIR9. The record is from RefSeq and is a predicted model, not a curated record. Gene Ontology annotation, molecular function: protein binding. The transcript is spliced from 38 exons. Lineage: Eukaryota; Viridiplantae; Streptophyta; Magnoliopsida; Solanales; Solanaceae. Gene Ontology annotation, cellular component: plasma membrane; plasmodesma. The coding region runs from base 327 to 5549 and encodes 1740 amino acids.